CCCAUCUCACAAAGUUAUUAUUCAUGAUUCACUAUCCAUCACCUUGUCUUCGAUAAGCUUAUCAUCUUGGCAGGCUCAUGACAAAUUGGGAUGACAUGGACUGCACGAUGUUCGCCUGUUCCCUUCGCUGUAGGCGAGUGAACUGUGAAGGCUCCACCGGCCAUCGCGCAGACCUUCUCGAUCCGGCAAUGAGUGUUAUCUUAUCGCUUCCCCGGUUAUCGUCCCCGGUUCUACUGUGUGCUCGAUGCACUCCAUCCUGCAUCUACUCCAGCAUCGCCCAGGGUCCGAUGCGCGCAUCUCCGCUGCCUCGAAUGCCAAUAAAUACCCCCCAUGGAUGGCCGCCGCCAUCAUGUUUGAAUCUUCGAGUCGUUUUUCCAUUUCCGCAGCCAGACUACAACAAUGGCGAUAUCCGGAGACGAGAUUCAGGCCGUCGGUCCAGCCACCACGGGCGAGGAUGUUCGGCUGGAGAAUUUGGGCUAUGAGCAGGAGCUAAAACGGUCCUUUGGGCUCUUGGGUAUGAUUGGGUUCAGUUUCAGUGUGGUCACCUCAUGGACCGCGUUAAGUGGUGUCUUCAUCGUCGGUGUCACGUCGGGUGGCCCCCCAGUCAUGAUCUUCAGCUUCGUUGGUGUCAGCCUUCUCACCCUUGCCGUUGCCAUUCCCAUGGCCGAGAUGUGUUCGAUGUAUCCUGUGGCCGGUGGUCAAUACUCCUGGGUGGCUGCCUUGGCUCCCCCGAAAUUCGCCCGUGAGUUAUCCUACAUAACAGGAUGGUUUAUGCUCAUCGGUCUUCUCGCAAUGGGUGCAACCAACAACUCCAUCGCUGCACAGUUCGUGCUCGGAAUGGCCAACCUCGUCUUCCCCUCGUAUGAAAUUCAACGCUGGCAGACCGUCCUAGUAGCCUACCUUGUGGCUAUCCUUGCCGCUGCAAUAAACAUAUGGGGUCCCCAUCUACUCAACCGUAUCUCCCGCUUCAUUCUCAUCUGGAACAUCGCCGCUUUUUUCAUCACGAUCGUUGUUCUACUCGCCACAAACGACCAUAAGCAAUCCGCCUCCUUUGUCUUCGCUGACUUUCAAAACUUCACCGGAUGGGACCGUGCCAUGGCCGCCAUCGUUGGCAUCCUACAGGCUUGCUUCGGUAUGUGCUGCUACGACGCCCCGGCGCACAUGACCGAGGAGAUGAAGUCUGCCUCCAAGCAAGCCCCACAAGCCAUUAUCUUAUCCGUCGUCCUCGGCGCCAUCACCGGCUUUGCCUUCCUCCUCGUCCUCUGCUUUUGCAUCGGCGAUAUCAACGCCACCCAGAACUCCGCCACCGGCGUCCCCGUCAUCCAGAUCUUCUACGACUCAACCGGAAGCAAAAUCGCCGCCUGCUUCCUCGCCAGCAUGAUUGCCGUUAUCGUCAUCAUAGCCGGAAACAAUAUCCUGGCAGAGGGCUCCCGCUGCGUAUACGCCUUUGCCCGCGACAACGGCCUCCCCUUUAGCAAAUUCCUCGCCAAAGUCGAUAAGAAACGCCAAGUCCCAAUCAACGCUGUCCUCCUCACCCUGAUCGUCCAACUAGCCCUUGACGCCAUUGACUUUGGCACCUCCACCGGCUUCGAAACCGUCAUUGCCAUUUCCACGGAAGGAUUCUACCUCUCCUACGCCAUGGCCCUUGCCAGCCGUCUCCUCGGCUACAUAACCAACCACCGACCAACCAUGACGGGCCCAUUUUCCCUCCGUCCCUGGAUUUCAAUCACCUUGAAUACUCUGGGGUUACUAUUCCUGCUCUUCGCAUCUAUCACAUUCAACUUCCCAGAAACGUACCCCGUAACUAAGGACUCAAUGAACUAUACGAGUGCGGCAAUCGGGGUGAUUGCGGUGAUUAGUCUCCUGACGUGGGUGGUUACAGGGAGGAAACAUUUCACGGGACCGGAGGGUUGGGAUGGAAGUGGGAGUGUAGAAGGGAAGGUGGUUAAGUUGGAGGAGGAGAAUAGGAAUGAGGCUGAGUCGGAGAAGAGAGGGUGAUCCUCAUUCUUCUUUUUCCUCCCUUUCUUUAAUUGUUCCUCGAUUGUUAAAUAUUUGUGUGAUAAUAUGAUAUGUGCAAGAUACCUAUAUCAACUAAAUAGCAAAUCAAAAU
This is a messenger RNA of Aspergillus sclerotioniger CBS 115572, 2110 nucleotides long. Its product is annotated as putative GABA permease. NCBI's taxonomy places the organism in Eukaryota, Fungi, Ascomycota, Eurotiomycetes, Eurotiales, Aspergillaceae. Gene Ontology annotation, molecular function: transmembrane transporter activity. The transcript has 5 exons. Gene Ontology annotation, cellular component: membrane. The coding region runs from base 400 to 1998 and encodes 532 amino acids. Gene Ontology annotation, biological process: transmembrane transport; amino acid transport. The record is from RefSeq and is a predicted model, not a curated record.